Molecule: messenger RNA, 421 nt
Organism: Meloidogyne enterolobii
Lineage: Eukaryota; Metazoa; Nematoda; Chromadorea; Rhabditida; Meloidogynidae
Source: the annotation of a GenBank genome assembly
AAUUUAAAAAAAAUUUUUUUAAGCAAAAAUGAGUUUUAUUAAAUCUUUUUAUUUAACUUUUUUAUUAAUUUUUAUAUUUAAAUUAUUGCCUUCUUUUUAUUGUAAAGGAGUAUGUUCAAGUAUGGGAUUAAUUGAUGUUGGUGAUCCUGUUAAUGGAGGGUGUAGCAAUGGUGCUCAAUUAAUUAAUAAUCAUUGUUGUGGUAACUCCCCUUGUAUAAAAAAGGGAAUGGAAGAUACUGGACGACCUGGAAUGGAAGGUAAUUGUGAUGGAGGAGCUACAUAUGUAGAUGGACGUUGUUGUAAGAAGAAAGAACAAAAACAAGUUACAAGUAAACCAUUAAACGAAAUUGAAGUACGAACUUGAGAAAGAUAAAUUUUAUUUAAAAAAUUAUUUUUAAUUGGAAAAAAUUGUAAGAAAAUG